CUGCAAUCAGCAACUGAUUGGACAAUUCGCAUUUCAGUUUUUAACCAAUUUUGCAACAAUUGCGACGAACGUAUGGAGCUUUUGUGGUUCUUGCUGAUUUUGAUAUUGUUGCUGCUGCUCUGGAGCAAGCGGCAACUGAUAAUUCUGGGAUGCAGUCUGGCCGGUCCGUGGGCUAUACCACUGCUUGGCAAUGCGCAGAUGAUUGGCAAACUGAAGCCAGAGUUCAUAUUUCUGGUGUUCACAGAGCUGCGCGAACGCUUUGGCGCCACCUACCGCCUCUGGCUGGGGCCUAAGCUGUGGGUGUUUCUGCACACUGCACAGGAGACAAAACAAGCACUGCUUGAUUCGACACUGCGCAAAGCAGACACUUUUCAGCAGUUGGCGCCGCUUAUUGGGAACGGAUUGUUAAUCAGCCAUGGUCAUUAUUGGGCCACACAGCGUCGGCUGUUGACGCCAGUGUUUCAGCCGCAGUUACUACGCUGCUUUGCGCCUAAUAUAUCAAAACAUGCCGAUCGUCUUGUGGCCAGAUUACGGCAAAGAGAAGGCGCUUCUAUUGAGGUAACUAAUUAUCUAUUCGCCUGCCUCCUGGAUGCAAUAAUGGAUACCUCCAUGGGCUACCAGCUGCACACACAGCAAGCAGAGAACUCGCCCAUUGUGGCUGCAUUACAUCGCAGCCAAGAACUACUUUUUAAGCGCAUGAUUAAUCCAAUCUUGGUAUCUGAUUUCAUAUUCAAACGCACUGCUUUAUGGCGUGAGCUGUGUGUACAGCUUGAGGUUAUUCACACGCUAAUGGAUCAGGUCAUAGAGCAGCGUGCCAAUCACUUGCAGCUGGCACAGAAGCAAGAGGUGCAACACAAGCCACAUAUACUGCUUGAUGCACUGCUCUUUUCACAGCUUGACAGGCAACAAAUACGCGAUGAGGUCAACACAUUCGUCUUUGCAGGUGUGGACACCACAACAGCAGCAAUGGGUUUUGUGCUCUACGCGUUAGCCAAGCAUACAGCUGUCCAGGAGCGUCUGCACGCUGAACUGGCAGUGUUGACACCUGGCGGUGCCGAUGAUUUGGAUGCACUCAAUCAGCUGCUUUAUCUAGAUGCGCUAAUCAAGGAGGUACUGCGUCAGUACACCAUCGUGCCCUGCACUGGACGCCAGACGACACAACCGACAGAGAUUGGCGGACGCUCUUACUGUGCCGGCAUAACGCUCUGGAUCAACAUGUAUGGAUUGGCCCAUGACGCGGAUUACUUUAAAGAUCCCUAUGAGUUUAGGCCAGAGCGUUGGCUGGAGAAGAAGGUGACUGCACCACCUUAUAGCUAUAUACCGUUUUCGGGUGGACCUCAUGUAUGCAUUGGACGCAAAUACUCGCUGCUUUUGAUGAAGAUGCUCACGGUGCGCAUUGUGGAAAGUUUCCAACUGGAGUUGUCGGAUCCCUUGGAGGAGCCCGUGUUGCAGGCACAGAUGGUUCUACGCUUUCGAGAUGGCAUUAAUAUCAAGUUCCUUCAGCGCAAAUCCAAUAUAUAAUAUAAGAUAAAAGUCGUCCAAUUACAGGGUGCCUUUUUUGUGCGACCCAAUGUGUUUUCUAAUAAAAACGUCAAAUUAAAUAUAUGCAA
Drosophila innubila is the source of this 1610-nucleotide messenger RNA. It is a transcript of the gene Cyp311a1, whose product is annotated as probable cytochrome P450 311a1. NCBI's taxonomy places the organism in Eukaryota, Metazoa, Arthropoda, Insecta, Diptera, Drosophilidae. Gene Ontology annotation, molecular function: heme binding; iron ion binding; oxidoreductase activity, acting on paired donors, with incorporation or reduction of molecular oxygen. The coding region runs from base 73 to 1521 and encodes 482 amino acids. The record is from RefSeq and is a predicted model, not a curated record. The transcript has 4 exons.